Messenger RNA from Chara braunii, 4169 nucleotides. Lineage: Eukaryota; Viridiplantae; Streptophyta; Charophyceae; Charales; Characeae. The record is from the annotation of a GenBank genome assembly.
UGAGGCAGUCAGUUUGUCAGUCAAGGGUUAGAGUCUAAGUGGUGAGGUUUGCAACCGCUAAUCCGGUUGUGCACUAUUCACCAUGGUUGACGCCCGUACUGGGAAGAGCACUAGCCCUUAUACCCAGGCUCAACAGGAGCAGAUGGUCGCCCUAGUGAAAGAGAAUAGAGAGAGGAAAGAGCUCCUAAAGCAAGCGAAAUUGAAAGCAAUCGCAGAGGAGCAGGCGGCGAAGAUGAAGAAACUGGAGGAGGAGAUGGAGGAGAAGAAAAAGGCUACUGAGGAAGAAGCAGCACCAGAGGAAGCGGAAGAGAGAAGACGCAGGGAAGAGAAAGGGGAGAGUAGUGGCACGACGAAUGCGGAUGCAGAGAUGGAGAAAAAGAUCAGCGAGUGGAUAGCUAAUUUGUCGUUGGGGGAAGAUGAGGAGGCACAGUUGUAUGUGCCACAAGUGGAGAAGGAGGCGUCUGCCAGGGUACUAGCAACGAUUGAGGACCCCCUGGAACGACAGGAGACAGAGGAGGAGAAGAAGUUGGAGUGGAGGUUGAAGAUGAAGAGGGAGAAGAAGAGAAGGAGGGAGGAAGUUAAUCGGCUGACCGCAGAGGUGGAGAAGGUGAGAGCCUAUAGAAAAGAGGUGCAGGCGCAGGCAGAUGUUUCUGCCAAAAUGGACAAGAUGCUGGGGUAUCUAGAAGUAUUGAGUGAGGCCUGGUUGGAGGAACGCCAAGCCAACUGGGGUCACGAUGUGGCCCUGAGUGCUAUGCGGUCAGGGUUUCGAGAGUUUGCGCGCGAUAUGGUUACCCACAUUGGGGCCGAAGUCAGGCGGUUAAGAGAGAACGUGGGGAAGUUCUGUGAAGGCGCCAUUGAGGGUGCCAAAGCAGUAGCCACCGUUGAGAGCGAGGCCAGACCCCGCAAGGACCCCGUUAAGCUUAAAUUCCCAGAUGCAUAUGGCGGGAAGAAGGAGGAAAAUUUUGAUAAUUGGGAGGCUCUAGCGGAAUUGGCGACGCAGGUGGGCCCAGAGGUGACGGCCCGCCUAGAGGGCACGGAACAUUAUUGCACGGGCGCCAUAGAAGGCGUCAAACUGGCUGCUCCUGAGGAGGAGGAGGCACGUCCCUGUAGGGAGUCGGUCAAGGUCAAGUUCCCUGACUCCUAUAAUGGGAAGAAGGACGAGAACUUCGACAAUUGGGAGGCUAACAUUAAGAUGUACGUGCAACUGCAGAAAGUCGCCCCAGACGAGCAUGUCCUGAUAGCGAUUCACGCUCUUAGGGAGGAAGCAGCAAGCUUCGCUCGUUCCCUGUGUCGUGCUGCCAACUGCAACGAUGAUCUCGUUGCCUAUUCUGCGUUCACGCCCCUCAAUGAUUUUCUUAGGUUAUUAAGGGAAUGGUUUGCAGACAUCUCGCGUAGUGUCAAAGCCUCUGAUAGAUUGCAAACCAUCCACUUUCGUCAGUGCAAGAGUGCCAGAGCACUCAAGGGAGUGAUGGAUGAGCUGGUCGCCAUCCCGGACCAUGGGGUCACAGAGACCCAAUUGGUCAACCUUCUUUAUCGGGCUAUGCCUGAACAAUUACGAGGGCACUUCUUCGAGAAUUGCCAGCAGCCCACCAUGACCUACGACGCAUUGAGCAGGGAAGUGGUGGCGUUCGAGGCGAGGUCCAUGUCAAUUUCCACUUUUUGGCAUAAGGACCUGGAUAAGGGUAAAAAGUGGAAGGGUCGCACCAUCUCGGGUCAGGUCAAGACCAAGGAUCGUUUGAUCCUUACGUUAGAUGAGGGUGGUGUCGACGAGGUCCCCUACGAGCAGAUUGAGUGGGGACUAGAGGAGGAGGACAGUGGUGUUAGCCCAGGGAGGACUUACGCUGCUGUCGCCGCUGGAGGGAGGCCGCAAGGAGGAGGUAGAGGCCAGGGCCAAGGGGGUCGGGCCUCAGGGGGCCGUUCCCAGGGCGAUCAGGGGGUUGGUGGUAGAGGAGGAAACCGCCAAGCGGGAGGAAGGAGUCAAGGUCCCCCCCAAAACCGUUCAGGGAAUAGGUCGCCUAAUAGGGGUCGGUGCCUAGAUAGUUGUCUAGAGACUGCUUGUGUUAGGGUCUCUCUAGGCACUUCCCUCACAGGCAUGGCCGAUGAGCUAAAGGAGAGGAUGCCCGCCUGGGCCAAGAUUAAAAAGGAGAGUAGAGGACAACUAGUUUUGGUAGAUGUAGAGAUUUUCAGAGGUAGAGUAGGGGCCCUAGUAGAUAGUGGGGCCACGCGCAACUAUAUCAGUAGAAAAGCGCUGCAGAAGUUGAAGUUGGGGCUAAAAGUCCAAAAGUUAGCAGACCCCAUUGUGAGCAUCCUCGCAGACAAUCGCACGAUGCGAGUAGAGGAUUAUGUAGAGGGAGUCCAGGCGUACUUUCACCUAGAGAAAAAUGGGAAGGUGGAGAAAGUUCUCCAUUCCCCGACUCUCCUCGUAGAGGACAACCUUCCUUUUGACAUAGUUCUGGGAAUGGAUUGGGGAAAGGCAGUCGGGGCCACACUCCAUUUGAGAGAGCACGAGUGUAGGCUCCCUAGUCCGUCAGGCGGGGUCAGGACUACCCGUUUGUUCCACGUGUCAGGAGUAGAUAACUCAUUGGCACACUGCUGCCUUAGCGCUCCUGCGCUUGCAAGAUUAGUGAAGAAGGAGCAACUAGAAGAACAAGUCUUUGUAGCCUAUGUUAGGCCAGUGACUGAGCCUGAUAUUGCCAAGCUGCUGGAAGAGUUUACAGACUUAGCUAAGCCACCAACAGGAGUAGUACCGCAGCCAAUCCAACAUCGUAUUGAAAUAGAGCCUGGCCAUAGGACUCCUAGGGGAGCAGUGUAUAGGAUGUCCCCGCGGGAGUUGGAGGAGCUGCGCAAGCAAUUAGAUGAGCUCCUAGAAAAGGGUUGGAUUAGGCCCAGUUCGUCUCUAUUUGGAACACCUGUUCUGUUUGUUCCCAAGAAGGAGGGAGAGCUCAGAAUGUGUAUAGACUAUAGGGGUCUCAAUGCUAUCACCGUGAAGAAUGCAGAGCCUCUGCCCCCUAUAGACGAUCUUUUAGAUUGGGUGCAGGGUUGCAAGUAUUUUUCGAAGAUAAAUCUGAAGUCCAGAUAUCAUCAGAUAGAGGUCCAUCCUGAUGAUCAGUAUAAGAUUGCGUUCCGGACUAGAUAUGGGCACUACGAGUUUAUAGUUAUGCCCUUUGGACUAACCAACGCGCCAACGACUUUUCAGUGUUGUAUGAAUGACUUAUUUAGGCCGCGGUUGGACAGGUUUGUGGUAGUCUAUUUAGAUGACAUUCUAGUGUUCAGUCGGACCCUCCAGGAGCAUGAGGGUCAUCUAAGGCAGGUCUUGGAGAAGCUUAGAGAGGCUAACUUCAAGAUCAACGCGAAGAAGUGUGAAUGGGCAAAGACCCAAGUUCUGUAUUUGGGCCAUGUCUCGGAUGGAGACAGCAUCAAACCAGAAGAUAGUAAGAUUGCAACGAUUAGAGAUUGGCCUACACCCCGCACGUUGACAGAGUUGUGGUCGUUCCUAGGCCUAGCUAACUACUACAGGAAGUUUGUUAGGAACUCCUCCACCAUCGUUGCUCCCCUUCGCAGGUUGUUGAAGAAAGAAACAAUCUGGAGGUGGGACAAGGACUGCACGUCUGCCAUGAAGAAGUUGAAACAGGCAUUGAUAGAGUACCCAGUCCUUAAGGUAGCCGAUCCGUCCUUACCUUUCGUUGUCAGCACUGACGCAAGCCAGUAUGGUAUAGGUGAUGUAUUACAGCAAGACGAUGGCAAUGGAUAUAGACUCGUAGAGUUCAUGUCUGCUAGGAUGCCUUCAGAAAAGGUAGCGACAUCUGCCUACGAGAGGGGACUCUACGCUCUCAGGCAAGCAUUAGAGCACUGAAAACACUACUUGCUUGGGAGGCACAUCAAAGUCUAUUCAGACCACGAGACAUUAAGGUGGUUGAAGACUCAGGCCAAGAUGACACCUAAGCUGACUAGGUGGGCCGCAGAGCUAGACCAAUAUGAUUUUGAGCUCAAGCCCGUCAAAGGGAAGUAUAAUGUAGUUGCGGACACUCUAAGUAGGAAAGAUGAUUACUUUGGAGCGAUAGUUCAUUAUCUGGAUAUAGGGAGAGACCUGCAACAGAAAGUUAGAGAGGCGUAUGUGCAGGACCCUAUCUAUAUUGACCUCCUCAAAAGAGUAAAGGAGGCCCCAGAGU